AUGGGUGCGGUGAACUCCAGAAACUUGCAGCUUGCGCCGAGCGCCUUUAAAGGUUUUAAAGUAGCACCGUUUUGGCUGGCAGUCUCUGCAGGUGCCAUAGUUUACUGGACAACUUGGACAACUUGGACAACUUGGACAACUUGGACAACUUGGACAACCCUGAAGCUAGAUGUGUCGAAGGCAUCAAAAUGCUGCGGGCACGGGUCAAGUUGUGAACACAAGUCUGACAGUAGCACUGCAGCCGACGGAAUUGAUGGAAGCGAGGACGAGAACAACGAGAACAACGAUCUUGAGGAUCUUGCAAGCGACAAUCAUUCCAGACCACCUCUCUUGGGGAUGGGACAAGUUCUCAGAAAGCCACGUCCAACUUCAGCAACAACAGAUGCCAUUGCGUCCGACCAAUCGAUUCUUCCCGGCAGACAGCGCAUCCAUGUCAAAACCUUUGGCUGUCCUCACAACCAGUCGGAUGGAGAGUAUUUGGCAGGACAAUUGAAAGACUAUGGCUACACGCUUGUUGAUUCGUUGGAAGAAAGUGAUGCAAUUGUGAUUAACUCAUGUACAGUGAAGCAUCCCUCAGAGACGAGGGCAUUGAACCUGGUCUCCAAUGCACAGCAGCUGGGCAAAGGUGUCGUUCUAGCAGGCUGUGUGCCAUCCAGCAACCGACAGCUGGCGGAUAAGCUUGAAGUUAGCAUGCUGGAUGUGACUCAAUUGGAUCGAAUUGUAGAGGUGGUGGAGGAGACUGUGAAGGGAAAUACCGUGAAACUCAUGGACAAAAGAAACGACUUGCCAUCUUUGUCUCUUCCCAAAGUGCGAAAACAUCGCUUCGCUGAAAUUAUUACUAUAAACUCGGGCUGCCUGGGAAAUUGCACAUAUUGCAUGACCAAGAUGUCUCGAGGGAAGGUUGUGUCGUACCCCAUUGAUACCAUCAUAGAGCGAGCUUUGGAGUCUGCUCGUGAAGGAGUAUGCCAGAUUGAGCUUGCAUCAGAGGAUAUGGGCGCCUAUGGUAUUGAUAUUGGAACCAACAUUGCAGAGUUAUUGAAACGUCUUUCAGAUGCACUCUUGAGAGAUUAUCCAGGUGUGAUGUUGCGGACUGGUAUGACGAACCCGCCUUUCAUCAUGCAGCAUGUAGAUGAAAUCAUCGAGGUCUUGAACAGACCCAAUGUACAUGCUUUUAUGCACAUACCUGUGCAAUCAGGCUCAGAUCAAGUCCUUAGAGCCAUGAGAAGGGAAUACACAGUGGCCGAGUUUUCCUAUUUGGCAGAUCGACUGAAAGCUGGAGUUCCGGAGAUGUUUCUGUUGACGGACAUCAUUUGUGGCUUUCCCACUGAAAGCGAAGAAGACUGGGAGGAGACAAUGGCUCUCUGCAAAAAAUACCAAUUUCAAGGCAUACACAUCUCCCAAUUCUACGCGCGACCAGGGACUUCAGCAGCCCGGUUGAAGCCCUUAAAGAGUCACAUAGGCAAGGACCGCUAUAAGGAGUUGGCCGACCUUGUGACUUCAUAUGACCGAAAUGAACAUCUACUUGGCCGUGAGGAGCGUGUAUGGUUUGGGGACACCGAACAAGAAAGGUCUAAAGGAGUGAAUGCGCAAGGGCAGACUGUGGGUCGAACUAAGAUCGCAGAGGAAGCCAAAGCUGAGAAUCAGCAGUUGAAGGCCAAAGCAGAGUCUCUGGGCAAGCUUGUUGCAAAGCAGCAGCAGGUGAUUGCUGAGCACGAGGGCAGGUUGCGAGCUUUCAGCGCCAGAACUGUGGGCGCAAUGCUUGCUAGAAAGAAUGGCGGAGGCGUUAAGCGGCCGCGCUUGGCAGACCAUGAAGGUUCGCCAAAGAAAGUGCCAGAACAGGUGAAAGGAGAGCCCAGCAAGACUGGCAAAGGCAAAGUACUGGAAGACAAGACCAACCUGAUGGGGAAGGCUGCCCUGGCUCCCUUCAGAAGUUUGACUCCGGCCUCAAAACUCUUGGAAGCAGAGAGAGAAAAGUUCCCCGAGUGUGAGUUGAAGCCAAGCUUUGAAGGGUCGGAAAGGUCAGAGAGAGAGAAGUCAGAAAAGUCUACCGAGUCGACCAACAUGGUCCCAAGACCGAAAGAGAUGGGAUCAGAUGCAGAGGAUGCAGAGGAUGCAGAGGAUGGUAGACCACCAGAAUGUGGCAGAGCGGGUAGAGCUGAGACGCAGAGCUCCAGCAGUUUGAAAGUUGCGCAGGUGGCGCAGGUAGCAGGGCUGCGGAUUUGGAGUGGACGCGAUUCCCGGAGAUUCGUGCCAAAGGAGCACGAGGAAGCAGGUCAGACCGAAAGAACGCUUGAGAAACUUGAGGAGGAGCAAUCUGAAAGAUCUGAAAGAUCUGAGAGGUCUGAGGCAGGCCAGGCAGCUUUUCAAAUUGUGCAAGCACCCCCAGCCUUCACACGAUCUGGAUCUUUUGAACAUCGAGUUCGGGCAGAGGGACAUUCAGCUUCGACAUCUUCCAACGUCAAGGAGAGCGUUCCAUGCCGCUGUGUAGUCCGUGGGAAAGCACAACGCAGUGCACUACAGGGUUUUGACUGUGAACAGUGCCGCAACUUCUACGCUGCCACCAAGCACAUCAAUGGAAUCAAGCAAUCCGGUCCAAAGGGAGAUGACCUGAAAGCAUCCCGACACCGAAUGGAUCAUGCACCAACCUGCACUCCACCAGGCUUCUGGGACUUGUCCUUUCCUCACCCGGAUGCCAGAUCUUAGGCGAUCUUCGGCUGCCAAGAGUUUCGAAUUUUGCAGUUUUGCUUUUGCACCAACGUAACAUGACCGCCGCCUUUCAAUUGGAGAGAACGUGAGCUGUGCUUGAGCCAACUUUGAUGCAGUCCCUUUGAGGCACAACUUCAGAGUUGAGCUGAUACGUAGAGUGAAAAGAGCCAACUGAG
This is a messenger RNA of Cladocopium goreaui, 2882 nucleotides long. The record is from the annotation of a GenBank genome assembly. NCBI's taxonomy places the organism in Eukaryota, Dinophyceae, Suessiales, Symbiodiniaceae.